GCAUCUUACAGAACCUGCCACGGAUCCACAAAAUGUAAACAAUCAAGAUGGCUAGCAAUGUGGCGCGGUCGACUGAUGCCGAAGCCGCGAAUUUAGACUUAUUGCAGAAUUGGGAUGAUACUGAGAAUCCUCUGGCCCCCUUAGAAGAGAGCCAAAGAGAUGCAGUCAUCGAUCUGUCAGUAUAUGCACAUGACCGACCACUUCCAGAAGAGCUGUCGGUGCCUGAACUGGACGAUCCAAGGAGUCCCACCACUUCAGUAUCUGAGCCUGAUGUGGUCACAUCAUACCAAGCACCCAUUGACUCAACACAACAGUUUUUCCACUGGUUUUCGGAGUUGGAGCAUGACAUGAUCUCUGAGGAGGAUUUCAUCUACCAGUCGUACACCAAGCAGCUGCAGACAUAUCAGAAGCAGUGCUCCGACCUUCUCUCCCAGGUGGAGACCUCGCUGGAGCAGAUGCGUCAGCUCAGUGGUGACUACACCACAGUCAGCACCAAGACCAACUCGCUACACGACGCGUGCGAGGCCCUGCUGGCUGAUCAGACGAAGCUGAGCCAGCAGGCCGAGCUGAUCGACACCAAGCUGUCCUACUUCCUGCAGCUGGACAAGAUCACCAAGCGGCUCGACUCGCCGACCUUCUCGGUGACCAGCGAGGCCUUCAUCCCGCUGCUGGCCAGGCUGGACGAGUGCAUCCAGUACAUGGUCACCAAUCCGACGUACAAGGACGCGGCGGCGUACCUGGCGCGUCUGCGACACUGCCAGUGGCGCGCGCUGGGCAUGAUUCGCUCCUACGUGACGGCGAGCCUGGAGCAGGCGGCGGCGGCGGCGGCCGGCCACGGCGCAGCGGCCGCCGCCGCGCCGCCCACCGCCGAGCCGGGCAUGGCGCUGGUGUACGGCAAGUUCCGCACGAACGCGGCGCGCGUCAAAACACUGAUGGAGGAACUGGAAGACCGCGUGGACGCUCAGCCCGAGUACCAGCAGCUGUUGGCCGACUGCCACGCCUGCUAUUUCCGCCACCGACACCAGCUGGUAUCUCCGGCGGUACAGGCGGGGAUCCGACAGCUGGCCGAGCGGCACAAACGCGACCACUGCGCGCUGUUCCGGAGCGGCUGUGCCUUCCUGGUCCACCUAUGCGAGGACGAGUAUCAGCUCUUCUUCCAGUUCUUCACAAAGCCCAGCCCGCAAAUCAAUGAGUCGCUGGAGGGCCUGUGCGCCAACCUGUACGACCUACUGCGACCGCUCAUCAUCCACAUCAACCACCUGGAGACGCUGGCCGAGCUGUGCAGCAUCCUCAGCGUCGAGAUGCUCGAGGAGCACGUCAGCAACAACCCCGUGCAGCUGGAGGCGUUCGGCACCACGGUGCGCCAGCUGCUGCAGGACGUGCAGGAGCGGCUGGUGUACCGCAGCCACAUCUACAUCCGCUCCGACAUCCUCAACUUCCGACCGAGCCCCGGCGACCUGGCCUACCCGGAGAAGCUGGUCAUGAUGCAGAGCAUUGCCGAGUCGCUGCAGCGCCAGGACAGUCGCGGAUCGAUGUCGUCACAGCUGAGCCACACCUCGGCCGGCAGUGAGGCCAACGGACUGCCGCGGUCCCGCACUGGCAACUCUCCGGCCGACCUGCACGGCAUGUGGUACCCGACGGUUCGCCGCACGCUGGUCUGUCUCAGCAAGCUAUUCCGGUGUACAGAGCGCAGCGUGUUCCAGGGCCUGUCGCAGGAGGCGCUGGCUAUGUGUGUACAGAGUCUUCAGAACGCCGCGCACAGCAUCGCAGAGAGAAAGUCCCUGCGAGACGCUCAGCUGUUCGAGAUCAAACACCUGCUGAUUCUGCGAGAGCAGAUCGCCCCGUUCCACGUGGACUUUUCCGUGCGGGAGAUCAGCCUCGACCUGAGCAAGAUAAAGACGGCAGCGAUGGGUCUGGUGCAGAAGCGCUCUCAGCUGUUUGCGCUGAACUCGAGUAACGCGCUGCUGGAGUUUCUGCUGGAGGGCACGCCGGCCGUGCAGGAGCACACGCGCGACUCCAAGCGCGAGGUGGACCUGCAGCUGAAGCGGGUCUGCGAGGCCUUCAUCCGGAGCACCCAGAGUCUGCUGCAGCAGCCUGUGGACAGCCUCAUACUCAGGAUUCAGGCGGUGCUGGAGUCGGCACCCGAUCAGCCGCUGCCCCCGGCCGAGACGGUGGCAGCCGCCGUCACUGAGAGCCAGAGACUCAUCAAAACACACCUGCCCGAGAUCCACUCCAGUCUGCAGCUCUACCUGGCCAACCCAGAGACUGAGUUCAUUCUCUUUAAACCGGUGAAGGUGGGACUGCUGCAGCGCUUCCAGCGUCUGCAGGACAUCCUGCUGGAGCGCUACAGCGACGACGACCGCAUGAUCGUCAUGUGUCCGUCCCAGGAGCAGCUGUCCGUGCUGUUGGCCUCGUGUCUCAAACAGCCGGCUCCGGCGGCGGCUGCUACCCCCGUCCCGGCGCCCGGCGCAGCGUCCAGCCCGUCCCCUGCCGCUGCCCCUGCCCCAGCGACUCCCGCCUCCGUCCCCGCUCCAACAGUACCCACCCCCGUCCCCGCCCCAGCUGCCACAGCGCCUGCAGCCCCCGCCCCCGUCCCAGUCUCCACAACCCCCGUCUCCGCCCCCUCUCCUGCCCUCCCGUCAGCGGCGGCGCCAGAGCUGCCGGCGGUGGCCCAUACCGCCGCGUCGUGACGUCAUCGUCUGACCGAGUGACGUCACCGGACGGCGGACGGGCCGGUGUGCCUUACCGUGCCUGGGUGGGAGACGGUGGGCGGCUGUGGACUGUGAGUGGAAACAGGCUGCUGACCUGACUUGACACACGCUCAGGGGAGACCGGUCGGGGUCACCUUGUUGUCCCGGCCCGUAACCGAGUACUGCCCCGAGGUUUGUUAAUCGCUGCGGCACUGUUGAUUGGGAUGAUGUUUAUUCGGUUUUGUUUUUCUGUUCGAAUUUGUUCUGUUCUGUUUGGUUAAAUGAGGCGCAUUUCGGGGUGAUUGAUUUCCGUAUCCGGUUACUGUGAAGGGCUAAAAACUUCCGUAGGAGGCAUCUGCCAGCAUUCCCGAGUUUUUGUUUGAGCUGGUUUCGCGGUCCGUUUAGUUGCUUCAAUCGUCGCCAUUUUACCGGAGGACGGCUCUUUCUCCGCCGUAAGAAGUGCGCCGCAUUGUUCCAGCGACAUUCUGUUGAUGCGUCCAUGCGCUGGGUGAUCUGCCCGUCCACGCAGGAUCGUCGGCUCGUUUUUACAGUCGUUUUCGCUCGUCCCCACGCAGAAAGAGAGCGUCAAUAUUCCGGCGCAAAACGAUCGCCAUUGGUUGAUAGUAUCUGUGAAAACCAGCCUUUGAAAUGUGCCGGUGGAAGUGAAGUUGAUUAAGGCGGAUGUGAUAAGCCGCUAUGUGCAUUUGUUAUUCUGUUUAGUAGGCUGUAUUUAUUUUCGCCGGUAGGUUUCGUUGGGCCUGGGCGUUGGGCGCUUGGAGAGCCCCGUGCGUUUGCCUGAAUUUGACGGUACGGUAGACAUCCAGUCGGUGAACUCUCUUCAGGGAAGAGUGGGAUGUUGGCGGGCGCCAGGCGUCGUGUGAUUAUGCACCGUUUGUUGAGAAAGUGAUGAUGUAUCUGCGCAAUACAUAACUAGCUUAUAACAA
Amphibalanus amphitrite is the source of this 3634-nucleotide messenger RNA. RefSeq names its product conserved oligomeric Golgi complex subunit 3-like (gene Cog3). Gene Ontology annotation, biological process: Golgi organization; intracellular protein transport; intra-Golgi vesicle-mediated transport. The transcript has 15 exons. Gene Ontology annotation, cellular component: COG complex; membrane; cis-Golgi network. NCBI's taxonomy places the organism in Eukaryota, Metazoa, Arthropoda, Thecostraca, Balanomorpha, Balanidae. Bases 48 to 2690 code for a protein of 880 amino acids. The record is from RefSeq and is a predicted model, not a curated record.